Theileria orientalis strain Shintoku is the source of this 567-nucleotide messenger RNA. RefSeq lists its product as hypothetical. The record is from RefSeq and is a predicted model, not a curated record. Bases 1 to 567 code for a protein of 188 amino acids. Lineage: Eukaryota; Apicomplexa; Aconoidasida; Piroplasmida; Theileriidae. The transcript is spliced from 2 exons.
AUGACCCUUUCGGGUCCCAGCUCUAAUCUUAAACCUUCCAUAGAUAAAACUGUAAACACAAAUACAUCUGAACGAAUUUUAAGGGAACAAAACCUUCCUGGUAUUUUGAAUAGACCAGUUUCCCCCGUGUUACACGGAGAUAGAGACUACGAGGACCAAAACGACGUACAAAGAACCGUUAUAACUUCUGGAAUAACUCCGGAAGAUAUUGAAUUUUAUGAUCAACUGGAGGAAAAACAAGAAAAAAACUGGAAAAGGAGAUUGAAACAGGAUGAAGAAUACAAGCGGGAGUUACUGAAGGUUCAAUCGAGAGUACUUAAAGAUAAUGCCGAGGAUAAUAUUCAACCACCAGAUAAUAAAGUUGCAAGGAAGCCAAGGUCAUUUUUCGAAGAAGAUAAUAAAUCUAACAGUGAUAGCAAUAAGGGGAAAGCGAAAGCAAUAAUAACAACUAAAUUGUCCACAAGUGUUGACAGUAGCAAGAGUAAAGAAGGCACUGAUAGUGCCAGUAAAGGGGACAGCAGAAGCAGUAAGGCAUUGAUCGAAGGAUACUCCUCAGAUGAUGAAUAA